UAUCUCACUUCCGCAUUUAAACGCGGUUGUCACUCUCGAAACUUUGCCUUGCAUGACUAGUGUAGGGAAAAUCCCCGUCGGACCACAUGAGCACCACCUUCCUGCUGCAGCAGAAGUUGUUUGGCUUUAUAUUGUGUAAAAUUAGAGUUUAGUAAUUAGUAACGACACUCUGGACUUGACACUAACUUUACGCAGUACGCGUGAAGAAGCCUUUAUUUUUAAACGUUAAGCAGAUAUGUGAACAUUAAAUCAAAGUUUUUGACACAAUGUGCAAAACAACAAUCAAUUACUGACUUGUAAACCAAGUGUCACAACACCUCCGGUCUUCUCUGCAACAAGUUUAGACAAAGACUGCUUUAUGUGUAACCAACUUGACAGUAGGGACUUCCUGGAGAUUCGGACAGCAGCACCUCCUCUUUCACUUUCGGUUCGGACGAUUAUUACCAUAAAGUGGCUAGACGGACUCUAAAGACAGAUAAGCAUGUGUUCGUGAUGUUUUCAUAAUCCAGGUGUGGGGGAGCAAUGACGUUCAGGAGAUAUUUUAGAUCUUGAUUGUUUCCUCCCUGUCUCAUCCCUUUAGUUGUGAUUGUGACCAUCUUUAAGUCAAGGCUGAGUAGCACUAUGAGUGCUCACCAGUUGGUCCUAAAACAGCGAGCAGAGCUUCUGUCAGUCCUGUGUGGCGGAGGGAGCGCCGAACCUCUGGACUGUGUUCUGGACCUGCUUCUGGCUUGGGAGAUUCUUGUUUGGGAGGAUUACCUAAGCAUACGAGUGGCGGAGAAAUCUCUAUGUUCCAAUGUCAGGCAACUUUUAGAUGUGGUGUAUGAUAAAGGAGAAGAUGCAUGCAGCCUUCUCUUGGCUGCGAUGAACCAGGUCUUACCUGAGGAGCAAAAGGCUGGGCUGUCUUUUGGGAAAGAAUGUGCUGUGGUGGACAAGAACAGACCAGACACUGCAGCUUCAAUGUUAUUGGCUGACAGGCCAGUGUUAGUGGGAAAGCUCAGAGAUAAUAUUGACGGAGCAUUAAAUGCCUUACUGACAACUGGGUGCUUCACCAUUAAAGAUUGUGAUGCGGUGCAACUACCUGUAUACACACCCUCACAACAGGUCCGGAGGCUGUUAGACCAAGUGAGGUUUAAAGGAGAAACUGCUGCAAAGACCAUACUACAAUAUCUAGAACAAACAGAGCCAACCAGACCAAACCCUGAAGAUAAAGAAAAUCACCUUUCUGCCAAUGUAUUGCUGUACCAGAAGAAGCUGCGAAGCUCUGUUGCUGCCCAGUCCCACUCCCUUAGCACCUAUGGCGGGACAGGACGUUUCUCCUUGGAUGACAUUUACACCGACGGACUUCUUGAAGUGAUGAAUGGCUCUGGUGAAACUACUACGCUAGGGCUGGAGGAUGUGGUGGGUCCCUUGGGGACUCUUAAUGAAGAUGCUGACACCGUUCUUGUUUCUGGGGAGGCAGGAAGUGGCAAAAGCACACUGCUUCAGCGACUGCACUUGCUCUGGGCAAGAGAAGCUUUGCUCACAAACACUUUCCUGUUAUUCCCCUUCAGUUGCCGCAAGCUAAAUGCAGAGCACAGAGAGCUAUCUCUGAAAGAGCUCCUCUUUCUGCACUGCUGCUGGCCCGAUCGAGGUCAGGAUGAGGUUUUCCAGUUCGUCCUAGACCAUCCUAAUUUGGUCCUCUUUACCUUUGAUGGACUCGAUGAGUUUAAACAGGGUUUCACAGAUGAAGAACGCCACUGCUGUCCUACAAAGCAAGUGCCUAUACCUGUUUUGCUUUUCAAUCUGUUGCAGGGUACUCUAAUGAAGGGUGUUAUGAAGGUGGUCACUAGCAGGCCACAGGCUGUGGGCCCAUCGCUGAAGCGCUAUCUCCGCAAAGAAGUGCUCUUGAAGGGUUUUUCUCCUGGAGGUAUUGACUGCUUUGUUAAGAAACAUCACAGCGACCCGGCUAUGGCUAGACGUGUCAUAGAGUCCCUCCAGGCUAACAUGGUGUUGCUAAGUCUUUGCCACAUUCCAGUCUUCUGCUGGAUUGUGACCAAGUGCCACCAGGAGCUUCUGGCUGGUCAAGAUAGUGUUCCCCAGACUAUCACUGAUGUUUACCUCCUGGUCUUACAGCAUUUCUUCCAGCGAAAGUCAUCUCAGUCUCAAGGAGUCCUGGGAAAAGCCUGGUUGGAGGAACAUCUGGACACAGUGUUAAAACUCGGACAGCUUGCAUUGGAAGGUCUGGAAGCCUCUUGUUACGUGUUCUCAGGAUAUGAGCUACAAAGAAAUGGGCUCACAGAACAGGAUGUCAGCAUGGGUUUCCUCAUUUACUGCAAUGACCUAUCUGUUACAGAUUGUAAACGCUAUGAAUUUAUCCACGUCACCUUACAAUGUUUCUUCGCCGCUCUUUAUGUCGUUCUGAAUCGUAAUGGCGAUCGCUCCGCAAUCUCCAGACUCUUUCAGCCUCAGUACAGGCAGCUGUCGGGCAGAUCUCAAAGAUGUCUAGGACACUGUAUUGACAGUUCUGUAGAGGAGGUGGAGUCCCAUGUGACAGAGACACCGAACCUCCAGAUUACAGCUCAGUUUGUGUCAGGACUUUUAUCCCGGCGGCACCAUUAUCUCUUGCUAGAAUGCUGUCCUGCUGCUGUGUGGGAACGCAAGGUCAAGCAGGUAGUGAAGUUGUUGUCUAAAGGUAUGCAGAGACAUUUCAAGUCAAUUCCUCGUCCUGUAGAGGGUGAAAAGAAGAGCAUGCAUGCCAUGCCAAGUUUUGUUUGGCUAAUUAAGUGUAUCUAUGAAAUGCAAGACAACAGUAUUGCUCAAGAUACCAUGGCUAAGCUGGACGUUGAGCAUCUGAAGCUCACCUACUGUAACAUUGGACCUGUGGAAUGUACUGCGCUGGCAUAUGUGCUAAAAUACCUGCGGAAUCCUGUUGGGCUCCAGUUGGACAACAAUUCAGUGGGAGAUGUGGGCGUGGAGCAGCUUCUCCCAUGUCUACACAUUUGUCACUCCCUCUAUUUAAGGAACAAUAACAUAUCUGAUGAAGGAAUCCGGAAACUUCUGGAAAAGGGAAUGACGUGUGAAAGCUUCCAAAAAAUAGCGCUUUUCAACAACAACCUCACAGAUGCUUGCACCCAACACUUUGCUUUGCUGUUAAAAUCAAAGCAGAACUUCCUAGCUUUGAGGCUUGGAAAUAAUAACAUCACGUCGCAGGGAGCAGAGCAACUGGCAGAAGGCCUAAGCUACAACCAGUCUUUGCAGUUUCUUGGAUUAUGGGGUAAUAAAAUUGGGGACAGGGGAGCUGAGGCAUUGGCAUCUGCUCUGAAAAACAGCACAUCGCUGAUAUGGCUAAGUCUGGUGGAUAAUGGUGUGGGCAGUGCAGGUGCAUGCGCUCUUGCUGAACUCAUCAGUCAGAGCAAAACUAUGCAGGAACUGUGGCUAAACAAAAACUGUAUCACCAGAGAGGGGGUUGAAUGUCUAAUAGAGGCACUAAAAAUGAACACUAGUAUUAAGGAAGUCUGGCUGAAAGGAAAUAAUCUGCGCCCAGAGGAAGAGGAGGAGCUGAGCAAGCAGGAAAGCAGAUUGACCUUUUGAGGGCAAGACGGCUUUGUAAUGCCUACCACCAAACUGAAAAAAAAAAAAGACUGGACCUAGCUGAGGCACACAUACCCAAAAGCAGGAAGCCUUUGUAAAUUGCUUACAUGUGACCCUGGACCACAAAACCAGUCAUAAGAGUCAUUUGUUUUUUUAAAUUGAGAUUUAUGCAUAAUCUGAAAGCUGAUAAAUAAUCUUUCUAUUGAUGUAGUGUUUGUUUGACAUAGAUAGGACAAUGUUUGGCUGAGAUACAACUAUCUGAAAAUCUGGAAUCUGAGGGUGCAAUAAAAAAAUAAAAAAAUAAAAAAUUGAGAAUCACCUUUAAAGUUGUUUAAAAAAAAAUCUUAGCAAUGCAUAUUACUAAUCAAAAAAUAAGUUUUGAUAUAUUUACGGCAGUAAAUUUACAAAAUAUUUUCAUGGAACAUGAUCUUUACUUAAUUUCCUAAUAAUUUUUGGCAUAAAAGAAAAAUCGAUAAUUUUGACCCAUACAAAGGCUGUUGGCUGUUGCUACAAAUAUAGGCUAUCCGUGUUACUUAUGACUGGUUUUGUGGUCUAGGGUCACAUAUGGAGUUUAGAUAUAGCUUAAAAGCUAUGACAAUGAUGGAGAAACCUCACAAAUAAGUAACAUUCAAACAGUCAAGCCAGUACACAAACUGAACUUAUAAAGGAGAGACAAGUAAUACACAGGAUUUUCCUAGUGCUAUCCCUUGCACUCAUUAUCAGUUUACAUUUGUUAGGAUACUAGUUUAUUUUAAUAAUAUGUGUGUUUUUGUAUAUACAUAAUCUAUUGAAGCUCUGUUACUUGCAUCACAGAAUACCAGAGUUAUGAUGGUUUUGAAUACACCUUCUGUGACUUAUAUUAAGCUGCAUAAUAGCCAAAGAUUUAUUUGUUUAUUCGUUUUCACACAAAAUGAAAUGUGUUUACUGAUACAGGAGCUUCCAUCCUCAAUCUGUGUAAAGCAUGCUGUAAAAAGUACAACAUGAAUAACAAUAAUAAUAAUAAACCUCUUGGUCAAAUUUGAAUUAAAUAUGCAUCUAUAGUUGCAGUACGCAUUUAGACAUAAUGCUUGAGAGAACUGAAAGGAAAUAAACUGAUGUACAACCUGUCACAUUGCCAGUUCCUUAAACUCCUCAUCCAAACUACUGGAAAACCCCAAGAGGUGGGGCGAAAUAAAAGACACCCGAAUUGACCAA
Molecule: messenger RNA, 4764 nt
Organism: Labeo rohita (rohu)
Lineage: Eukaryota; Metazoa; Chordata; Actinopteri; Cypriniformes; Cyprinidae
Gene: nod2
Product: nucleotide-binding oligomerization domain containing 2
Exons: 12
Coding region: 622-3570 (982 amino acids)
Biological process (GO): regulation of apoptotic process
Molecular function (GO): protein binding
Source: RefSeq, a predicted model, not a curated record